UUGCAGCUGUAAAUGCUGAGAAAGUGACCAUAGUGACUGCAUUCAUGGCCCAAAUGAAGCUGAGAGCCAAGCUGACGAUGGAGAAGGUGCAUCUGGCGUUGGAGACGGUGGGGCUGACGGCAGAGAAGAACAAGCUGGAGAAUGACUGCAGAGAAGGUGCCUCUGAGCUGAGGACCACUGAUCAAAAAUGCAGCCGUCUGGAGCAGAGAAAGGUGCAGCUGACAGACCAAUGCAAAGGGCUGUUGAAGAGAGCAAAGGCGAUCUGUAAGAUGCAGCCUGAUCAGUCAUUACCCGAAGACCUGCGUAAUGCUUUCAGCAAGCUCCCCGACACGCUGGAUGAGGUCGAUGCCAUGCUGAAUGAGGAGCGCUCCAGAGCCGAGUGCUUCACUGGCCUCAGUGAAAAUGUUGUCGAUGAGUACAACAGGAGAGAGCAGGAGAUUAAACAAAUGGAGAAAGAGCUGGAAGAAAAGAGCAACGCCCUGAAUGCCUACCGACAGAACAUAUCUGAGGCUAAGGAACGCUGGCUUAAUCCUCUGAAACAUCUGGUUGAACAGAUAAACGAGAAGUUCAGUGCUUUCUUUCGCUCCAUGCAGUGUGCAGGAGAAGUUGAUCUGCAUUCAGAGAAUGAGGUAAUCGCAGAGUCACAGCACACUGCUGAGGUAGAGGUCUCCCUUUGCAUCACCUUUAACCACUUAUGAUUGAGCACAAGUUCAUUGAAAACUGAAUUUUGAAUAGAUAUGGUAGGCCGUUUAACUGAGGGAAAUAUUAAACUGUAUCCAUAUU
Messenger RNA from Pundamilia nyererei, 783 nucleotides. Its product is annotated as structural maintenance of chromosomes protein 5-like. Gene Ontology annotation, biological process: double-strand break repair via homologous recombination. Gene Ontology annotation, cellular component: Smc5-Smc6 complex; nucleus. Lineage: Eukaryota; Metazoa; Chordata; Actinopteri; Cichliformes; Cichlidae. Bases 45 to 698 code for a protein of 217 amino acids. The record is from RefSeq and is a predicted model, not a curated record. The transcript is spliced from 6 exons. Gene Ontology annotation, molecular function: single-stranded DNA binding.